Armigeres subalbatus is the source of this 1846-nucleotide messenger RNA. RefSeq names its product cellular tumor antigen p53-like. Gene Ontology annotation, biological process: regulation of transcription by RNA polymerase II; apoptotic process. Bases 277 to 1578 code for a protein of 433 amino acids. The record is from RefSeq and is a predicted model, not a curated record. Lineage: Eukaryota; Metazoa; Arthropoda; Insecta; Diptera; Culicidae. The transcript is spliced from 5 exons. Gene Ontology annotation, cellular component: nucleus. Gene Ontology annotation, molecular function: RNA polymerase II cis-regulatory region sequence-specific DNA binding; DNA-binding transcription factor activity, RNA polymerase II-specific.
UCAGUCGGCUGCCGCCAGUCCGCUUAAUCAGUCUUGUGCAAUAAUUUCUCCGGUGCUCAAACAAAAAAACUAAUUUAGCCGGAAAGUUGUAAUUUGUUUGUUGUUAAUUAAGUAUUCUUGUUUUCAAGAUUCACGUAUAAGUGGUCACAGUUCGUAAAAACCAAGGUGGAACCUGUCGAAAAAACUUUGAGCUAAGACGAAAUCGGUGGCGGCGGUUCUUCCACUCGGCAGCAGCUGAAAGUGGCAUUUUUCGUCGCAUUUAAAUUUCAACUGAAAAUGGUGGACUCGCAGGAUUUGAAAAUUGACUCUUACAACGAGGAAGUAGAAGUUGCCAGCGACGAGGAGAUGUUUCCGCUCACAGGAAAUUCGCAGCAGUUGCAGCAGCAGCCCUCAAAUUAUGAGCUGAAAGACUGGGAUAGCCAAACUUUGGAGCUUUUCAACAGUCAAACUUAUGCAAAUGAUGCAAGUAAUAUUCUUAAAACUGGCGACUUUUCCACUGGUUCACAAGAUUAUGAGUUGCCUAUUUCAUUGAAAAGUUUGGAAAAUCUUGCACCAGGUGAAACUAUCGAUGUAGAAGUUUUGACCAGUGAAAUAGAAAAUGCCAAGCCAACAUCCACCAAUUUAGAACAUCUACGUCAAUUUCCAUCGGUUGAAUCGAUGACGUUGCCCUGGAUUAACUUCCAGGUCAGUUUACCAAGUGAAACCAGCGAUAAAACUAGUUGGAUGUAUUCGGAUAGACUCAAAAAGCUGUUCGUAAAAAUGGGUAACACUUGUACAUUCAAUGUUACUUUAUUGUCGUCCAUCGACCGGAACACAACCGUUCGCGCCAUGUUAGUCUGUUCGGCACCGGAAGAUCGUCAUCUGCCUGUAUCACGGUGUGAUAAUCAUCGGUGCAGUGACAAUCAAGACAUGCACGAUUACAUAAAAACACAUGUUGUUCGUUGUAAAAACGAGCAGGUCAACUACACAGGAACAAAAGAUGGAAAAACCUUCGAUGAACGCCUGGCAGUUUUGGUUCCGAUGGGAUACUCACCCAGAGGAGGCAUCACACUAGAAUUCGUUUGUCAAAAUUCCUGUCGAAACAUAAAUCGCCGGGCAACGGCCCUGGUUUUCACACUAGAGGAUCAAACCGGACGGAUUCUCGGCCGUCAAAUAUUCCAAAUUAAGAUCUGCACAAACAUCAAGCGGGACAAGCUAAACGAGGAGAAGACCGUAAUGGAAGAAUCUAUUCGGAAACGAAAAGCCACACAAGCCAUGGAACCAAAACGUGGCAAAAAGAUCAUGCGUUACCAUUCGGGACCGCUUCUUCAUUCGCAACCUUCCGGAGACCUAGCUAUUAAAGAAGAGUCCGGCAGCCGCCGGUGUGACAUCGAUCCCGUCACGAUGACGAUAUCAAUGCCGAACCGCCGAAUGGCCAAGCGUUUGCUGGAAAAUGCAAUCGGGAUCAUAUCGACGGCGGUAGUGCGGUGUUCCAGCGAUGUCGAACGGAAUGAUCUGAUGCAGUAUAUUCGUGACAUUCGGCGCAUUAAAUCGUCGUUCGGUUUGCCCAACAGCCAAAGCAGUGUGGACAGCGAUUGAAGCGUACCAUUAGCAAUUGCUACUUAGAGUUUAGUUUUUAGUUUGUAGAUUUGUAAAACGUUUGAAAAACAAAACAUAUUUAUUCGAUUAAGUUUUAAAGUAUUCGACAAAAAAUACCUGAUAAUAAUUUUGUGUAACAUUAUUUUAUAAAUCUAACACUUUUACGUAAGAUAAUAAUACCAGUGAUUUUUAAACUGAGAACAAAUAGCAUGUUGGAGCGAUCAAAUUCAAAUGUUAAAAUAUAAACUAUUGAAAACUAUGAGAAAAA